Molecule: messenger RNA, 1599 nt
Organism: Didymella exigua CBS 183.55
Lineage: Eukaryota; Fungi; Ascomycota; Dothideomycetes; Pleosporales; Didymellaceae
Product: ArfGap-domain-containing protein
Exons: 3
Coding region: 1-1599 (532 amino acids)
Biological process (GO): endoplasmic reticulum to Golgi vesicle-mediated transport; endocytosis; intra-Golgi vesicle-mediated transport
Cellular component (GO): Golgi apparatus
Molecular function (GO): metal ion binding; GTPase activator activity
Source: RefSeq, a predicted model, not a curated record
AUGUCGCGGCGGCCCAAUCCCGCGGCUGAUCGCGCUGAGCAGAACCGCGCAACGCUGAAGAACCUGGUGAAGCUGGAGGGCAAUAAGACAUGCUCCGACUGCAAGAGGAACAAGCACCCACGAUGGGCCAGCUGGAACCUCGGUGUCUUCAUUUGCAUUCGCUGCUCGGGAAUCCACCGUGGCAUGGGCACGCACAUUUCGAAAGUCAAAUCGGUCGACCUCGACACGUGGACGGACGAGCAACUGCAGAGCGUGCUGAAGUGGGGUAACGCCAGGGCGAACAAGUACUGGGAGGCAAAGCUGGCACCAGGACAUGUGCCCUCGGAGGCGAAGAUCGAGAACUUCAUUCGCACAAAGUAUGAGUCGAAGCGCUGGGUCAUGGACGGAGGCAUCCCGGAUCCUGCAACACUGGGCGAGGACGAUGACGAUGUGCCAUUGUCGCAGGUGCAGCAGAAGAUCCAAGUUGAACGAGGCGCCUCGCAACGCCUGGCUGGAAACGCCGCACCCUCGAGGCCUCCCCCUCCGCAGCAAGCGAAGCCCGCACCGGUAAUCGACCUCUUCGGCGACGCGACGCCUAUCCCUCCUCGAUCGAGCACUGGACCGCCUGCUGCGACAAGGGCACCGCCGCCUAAGGCCGAAGCUGCGCCUCCGAAACAGACAAAGGCAGGCGACUCAUUGCUGGGCCUGGACUUCCUCGGAGGCAGCUCUGCCCCACCAGCCCGACCUUCCAGCACAGGACCCGUUGGCGCUUCUGCCCCGUCGAGGCCCGAUCUCAAGCAGUCGAUUCUGUCUCUGUAUGCCUCUGCGCCCAAGCCCGCAGCAGCACCGCAGCCUCAGCAACAUACACGACAAGAGUCGUUCGGCGGCCUCGCAUCCCCCCAGUCGCAGACAUCUCCCACACAGGCAGCCUUCGGCGGCAUGAAUGACGCCUUCAGCAGCCUCUCCUUCAACGCCGCGCCCGCACCCAAGCCCUCGCCUUUCUCCGGUCUCGACGCAUUCUCUAGCACAAAGUCACCCGCCUCGACAUCCUCAUCCACCAUGUUCGGCGGCGGCGGCAACUUCUUCGACUCGAAGCCCAAAUCGCCUCCCGCCCAAAACCGCACAACCAGUCCCUCCGCCGGCCUGAGCAACUUCUCCUCCUUCAACGCCCCCGCUCCCUCGAAGCCCGCCGCCUCGUCCGGCAUGGGCGGCAUGGGCGACCUUCUCGACCUCUCGAUGCCCUCUGCGCCCGCACCUGCACCGCAGCACACGUUCUCGCCCGUCGCCUCGCCGCCUCCCGCAUCCUCGACGUUCAACCUGUCUCAGCCUUCUGCGCCUGCUGCAAAGUCUAGCCAGCCCGCUGUCAACUACGGUAAUAUGGAUGCGUGGGGGAGCAGUGAUGCCUGGUCUUCCAGCGCGCAAAGUCAGCCUGCGGCCCCUGCGGCGACGACCUCGCAUGCACCUGCGAAGAGCCCUGGGUGGGGAGGCGAUGAUGACUUUGGGGGCUGGAGCAGUGCUGCGCCAGCCACGACUGCGAAGACGAACACUACGACACAUGCGAGCAAGCCGGCUGGUGGGUUCGGAGGCAAUGAUGACUUGUUCUCGAACGUCUGGGAGUAG